Monopterus albus (swamp eel) is the source of this 2456-nucleotide messenger RNA. It is a transcript of the gene tspan31, whose product is annotated as tetraspanin 31. The transcript is spliced from 6 exons. Gene Ontology annotation, cellular component: membrane. The record is from RefSeq and is a predicted model, not a curated record. NCBI's taxonomy places the organism in Eukaryota, Metazoa, Chordata, Actinopteri, Synbranchiformes, Synbranchidae. Bases 130 to 768 code for a protein of 212 amino acids.
UCAGAUACUCCCUCUCCACUGACCAAAAACAUUUGUGCUAGACACUAGCGCACUUUAGACGACACUGGUUUUUAUAAAAGUCUUACCGUUAUUUGUUAGCCUGAGUCAGCCGAUAUAGUUUUUUUGAAUAUGGUCUGUGGCGGUUUCACCUGUUCCAAAAAUGCGCUGUGUUCCCUGAAUGUGGUUUACAUGCUGGUUGGGCUACUGCUGAUUGGAGUAGCAGCAUGGGGGAAGGGCUUUGGCCUGGUGUCAAGCAUCCACAUUAUUGGAGGGGUCAUUGCUGUGGGUGUCUUUCUGCUGCUCAUCGCUAUUGUGGGACUCAUCGGAGCAAUACAGCACCAUCAAGUCAUGCUUUUCUUUUACAUGGUCAUUCUUUUCAUCGUUUUCCUCUUCCAGUUUGGAGUUUCCUGUUCCUGCCUGGCAAUGAACCGUGGUCAGCAGGUGGCACUUCUAAAUUCCACUUGGGGAAUCAUUAACAAUAAAACCAAGGCAGACCUAGAGAACCAGCUGGACUGCUGCGGGCUGUUCAACAGCAGCAAUAGCCAGACACAGUUUGAUCAGGAUUUGCAAAACUGCCCUGCUUCAUGCAAAAAGCAGAGUGCCUGUUACACCUGCGGCGAGAUGAUGCUGCAUCAUGCAACAGAGGCUCUGAAGAUUCUCGGGGGUGUCGGACUCUUCUUCAGUUUUACAGAGAUCCUUGGAGUGUGGCUCGCCGUGCGCUACAGAAACCAGAAGGAUCCACGAGCAAACCCAAGUGCUUUCCUAUAGUUUGUUCCAUGUACACAGUGCAGUGCCGUUGAUGCAGUUUCACACACACUGGUACACAUAGAACAAUGCACAUCUAGAGGCAGACACUCAGGCAUAUAAUACAGAGCCACACCAACCACAACAACACAGAAUGGACAAGCGCAUGCAGCACCUGGAAAAACAAAAACAACACACUGAGAAACACACACUUUCACCAGAGAAUGAGAAACAAAAACAACUAGAAUUUUUGUCAGGGCUCCAGCUGGAAGAUCUGGGUACUUAUGUAUGAAAGGAUGACUUGUAAUGGCAAGAAGCACGACUUGUUAGACACAACCUUGAUGUGAGUACCAGAUCUCCUGGUUGUGACCUGCUAGUUUCCAACUAUGUCCCAAGCAAUGAGGCUUCUCUGCAUGUGUCCUACACCUGCACAGGCAAACAGUGUCUUUGUUGAUUUCAUUCCACGCAACAACCAAAUGACUGUGUGGUGUCCAGCAGGUAAUUUGUAUGCACCUUGAAAUUUUCCUCUUGUCUUUAAUGUAGUGCCACCACUUAAUGACAGAUACUGUAUAUUCCUCUGGUCAGUGCAAUCAGUGAUGUGUAGGACUGUAAACCCAAACAUGUCCAAUGUGGUAAGAAGGUCAGCUGAGUGAGGGGACAUGGUGUAAAGUACUUAUUGAAAUGUAUGUGUGUGUUUUUGUCACAUGCCACCAAUGCUGGGAUUAACAGGUGUAGGAUGUCCUAGAUUUUAGGUAGUUGCUAGUCAUUGGGUUCAAAUAUUUAUGAACUUUAACUGAACCAACUAACUUUUAACAGUUGGAUAUAUUGGGAUGCCAGCGGACUGCAGCCUUGAUGUUGUACAUAGACUAUAAAUACUGUAGUUCACGAAGCCGUUGUCGAUGGGUUUGCCAUAUAGCUGCCCCUCUAGUUUUGAAGUUUACCUGCUUAGUUGAGGUCUGAAGGCCACAAAGUUCCACCCUUCUUGUAUUUAAUAUGUUCUUUUGUGUCGCACAGUGAUGUUGCUUAGGAUAGAUUCUAGUAGGUAAAGUGGAUUCAGGUACUUGUCAUUACCUCCUGUGUAACUGGAAGAAAUCAAAAAUCUAAAACAUUAUGUGCUCCCCAGUUGAAAAUAAUUGGGUGAAUUUGGUCGAAACUGCUCAAUGCAAACCCAGUUUUGUUUGUAUAGUGUUAAUUGUGAAAAUGUGCUCUUGGUUGCAAUUAUUACUUUACAUAUCCUUUUAAGUGUUAAUAUUUUGAAAGCGAUUGUUCUUUUGUGGAAUGAUUUGUUUGCAUAAUUGUUCUGUUGCCAUCAGCGCUCUUUGUUCAUCAGUGUUAAAUGCUUUGUAAAAGCUUGUUGUAUAAUUUCAGAAUCUAUUUAAGUUAAGCACAUUAGGCUAAAGAUAUGUUGUCGUUCUGGUGAUGUAAUUUUUAAAGUUUGACCAUUCUUGUUGAUAAAUCACUGCUCUUUAAUUCUGUUUUUUAAGGACUAACAGACUGUAACUACAUGUCUUACUUGAAACUGUCAACUUUGCUGAUAUGGAUUUCUCCUGCUGCUGGUUUGGAGUUCUCGCUGGUGUAGACAAACAUCUGGACAGAUCUUAAACAUUAUGCCAUAUAUUACACCUCGCAUUGAAUUUGUGUGCACUUGUUAUUCAGAUGUAUCUUGAAUUUUUGAGACUUAAUUUUCCAAAUAAUAAAUCCUAAAAUUGGGA